AAGUUAAGAUGGGCAUAGACUGAUGGACUGGGGCCCAAAUCCAAUUAUUUGCCCCCUGGUUCAACAACUGGAACAUGUGGGGUUUAUAAACAUCCCAAUGUGUUCCUCUCCUGAUGGAAUUUUCCAGCCUUUCCAGUUGGUGUUUCACAGUGCCAUGUUAGUAGCCUCUGAAUCACUUCCAAAGCCCACACUCUCCUUCCAUCCAGUAUCCACUUGAAAUGCUUAGCAACAAUCAAACUUCUUAAAUCUUUAAGGAAACAUUAUAAUUUAUGAGUUUUUGCCUUGUCAGCCCCUCUUUGGAUUUGCCAUUAAUAGAUAAAGGUGCUGAGGCAUAAGAUUGGGUUCCAGCCUCCCCUUCCCAACACUGCUGAGAUCUCAGUGCCGCCAGGGAAGCAAUUACCCAGCGCUGAGCGCUACAAUAUGAAACCAUAUGCAGAGGGACUCUGAGAGAAUUCCCCCUCCCUGCCUAUUGGAGAAUACUGUGAUGGCAAAAGAAUUACCGCUUAGAUGACAAGGAAUCAUUCUUUUGUAGGCACGGCCUGAAGGCCAGAUAUUGUCCCUCCCACUAUCCCCCAUAUCUACAGCUUCCUUCCCUUAUGGCAUAUCAUUCUUUUUUGUUUCAAUACAUUUUUAUUCAUUUUCCAAAAGUGUUCAGUUUCCUAUCCCCUAAUAAGGUUCUUCAUUAUCCCUCAAUUUUGUGUAUAAAGCCAAGCAAAACAGUUCUAGAUACAUCGUAGUUUUUACAACUGUUGUCAUGAAAUACUAGAUCUUAUUAUUUACGUGUAUAACGAAACAAACUCCCAAACCUUAUUAUUCAGAAGAAAACAUUAAACAAAAGAAAGAAAAAAAAAAGGAAGAAAAUAAAAAAGAAACAGCAAAAUAAACGUCCCAUGGCCUUGGCUUAUCAUUUUAUUGAGUUUUCAGACUCCAUAGGCUCGAUAGGGGAUAUAUGUGAUUAUCAGCGCCUUGCACUGGCCAGUAAUACUGAAUAUAGUAGGCAAUAGUGUUGGCUUCCCUCCUCAUAUUUGUGAUGCUAAACAGGAAUAUUACUUUUCACACUUUCUAGACAAAACAACAAAUCCAGCUAAGGGAAUAUCCUGUUCCACCAGAAGGCAUCCCAAUCCAACCCAUCAUGUGAUUCACUAAUGAUCAUAAAUCUUCUUCAGGUGACAGAGUCCAUGCAACAUGGAUAUUAAUUCAUCUGAUUUGCAUCUUACUAUAAAACCCAAAUUUGACACCAACAUCCUUCUUUUAAUCUAACAUCUCCCAGUUAAGAAUAAUGGAGCCAAACCCUACUAAGUUCUAUCAUCUGCACCAGUUUGACACAAGAGAUUUCACUAACAAUUUCUUUUCUCCCCAAGCAGAUAGUUUGUUCCUAGAACAAGCUGUGAAAUUCCCGCUGAGAGCUCUGUAUACGGAAUUUGCUUCAGGUUAUAUCAAAGGUGAAAACUUGAUUGACGUCAGUAUUGGACCCCUCAUUUUUCCCCUCUUCCCAGUUUUUGAGUCCUUCAGAGAAAUCACAAUAUUAAAAUUUAAUGAUGACUGCAUCAAAGAACUGGACAAAUGGAGAAAAUCCGAUCCGGGUGCCUGUGACUGGUCUCAUGCAGUCGAGUUCAUGGCGGAACUGGAAGGAAACAGUGCUGUUUGGACACAUAAAGAAGAACAGCUAAAAGGAAGAAUAAAACACCUACUUAAAUGUGACGUUUCAGCAGAAAACCUGGUUGAUGAAAGGACGGUUCCAAAGGCAGACUGUCUCCUCACAGCAUGGAUCCUGGAGACCAUUAGCCAAGAUGAAACUUCCUACUGUAACAAUUUCAAGAAAAUGUCAGCUUUGCUAAAAUUAGGAGGUCACCUGGUCUUAAUUGGAGAUAUCCAGGGAUCCUUUUUCAUUGUCGGAGGCCACAAGUAUCACAUCUUACCCAUUGGGGAAGAGUUCUUAAGGAAGACUCUAGAGGAUGAAGGUUACUCUAUUGUAUUCUAUAGUGCAGUGGGGAGGAACGCUGAGAAGCAAACAACUAAUUAUGAGAAGAUUGUGUGUAUCAUAGCCCGCAAAGUAAGGGAAAGAUAGAGGGAAAUCCUGGGUUACAUAGAAACUGAACCCCUAAACCCAUAAACCAGUCUUUAAAGGGUGCCCAGGUGGGUUUCCAUAUUCUUUUAUUAAGAUAUAAAAAAAAUGUGUAAAUUAAAAAUGCUUCAAUAAAAUGCAAUUUUUACCAA
Molecule: messenger RNA, 2217 nt
Organism: Xenopus tropicalis (tropical clawed frog)
Lineage: Eukaryota; Metazoa; Chordata; Amphibia; Anura; Pipidae
Product: nicotinamide N-methyltransferase
Exons: 3
Coding region: 1280-2068 (262 amino acids)
Biological process (GO): S-adenosylmethionine metabolic process
Molecular function (GO): S-adenosylmethionine-dependent methyltransferase activity; methyltransferase activity
Source: RefSeq, a predicted model, not a curated record